AUGGCGCGGUGGAAUGACUUGCCGAACGAGCUCAGGGAAUGGAAGAAUUACUUUGAACAAAAGACCUUCCAGAAGCUCGUUCUGAACUACUCUUGCAUCAGUGACUUUCGCCAAAUCGUCCGAGGCCGGGAGGACAUUGUCAAGCACAUAUGGCUGCGCAUCCAACCCCCAAAGUGGGAGUGUUCCACUUGCGGCAAUCUGGAACCAUCUGAUCGACUUAGCAGAAACAGCCGAAUCUUCACAAAUGCUUUAUGGCAAUUGAUGGAAAUACUCGGUUCCUGGGAUGAGAUGGAUCGAAUCAACAGAGGUCAGGGACUCACGUUGGAGAUUAGUGUGCAUGCUCCAAGCAACCUGAAGCACCACUUCGACUGUUGCACCUUUGACAAGGAUAUCCAUCCAUGCAGAUCGCCUGAGGCGUGCACGGGCAAAGAAAGCUGCAGCCUAUCGCGCCAAUUGCUCCCACUCGAGCUGCGCAGCAACGUAUGCGACGUUGUUCGUAACCACCUGAACUUAGUCGAAGAACUGCGUGCUGUGGAGAACGUCUACCUUGAUUUCAGCGAUGUGGAUAAUGGGAAAACUACACAACUUCCGACUGUGAACUGUGUCACGGAGUUGACUAUUCGUCCGAUAAACGUGCGCCGCUUUGAUCGUCAGACGGUGAAGGAGAUUGUUAGAAGUUUUGGGAAACUCGAAAAAUUCAAUUAG
Trichoderma virens Gv29-8 is the source of this 705-nucleotide messenger RNA. RefSeq lists its product as uncharacterized. NCBI's taxonomy places the organism in Eukaryota, Fungi, Ascomycota, Sordariomycetes, Hypocreales, Hypocreaceae. Bases 1 to 705 code for a protein of 234 amino acids. The record is from RefSeq and is a predicted model, not a curated record. The transcript has 2 exons.